Molecule: messenger RNA, 1883 nt
Organism: Cyprinus carpio (common carp)
Lineage: Eukaryota; Metazoa; Chordata; Actinopteri; Cypriniformes; Cyprinidae
Biological process (GO): central nervous system development; regulation of transcription by RNA polymerase II
Cellular component (GO): nucleus
Molecular function (GO): DNA-binding transcription factor activity, RNA polymerase II-specific; RNA polymerase II cis-regulatory region sequence-specific DNA binding
Source: RefSeq, a predicted model, not a curated record
UUUCAUACACCCAGACGUCCUCAGUUUAACUCGGGUCUGUGGAGAGGUGGAGGGACAGACUCAGCUGCUCAGCAAGCUGUAAAUGAAAGUAACAGUAUGACGGGAGAUGCGGCAUUAUCAGAAGCGGACACGGUGCUGAUCAAGGAUGAGAUGUUUGAGGAGGACCAAGCACAGCAGAGACUGUUCAUCAGAGAUGGUGGAGUGAAAGAGACGCCAUCACAGACUGGAGAGGCAUGUUUUGCGGAUGUUCAGAUGGUGAAAGAUGAUGCUCAGGUGUCUGGGAUGCAGCAGCCGUCUUUGGAGCAGCAAGGACAGGGGGAAGUCGGAGAACCAGAAACAAUAGUGAUAAAGGAAGAUCUGAAUGACCAGUGGGAAAGAAGCCAGGCACAAGCUGUAAUUGUGCAAGAUGCAGAGUCAAAUACAGAAUUUUGUAGCGGAAGACUUUCUAGCUCACCAGCCAGAAGCACAGAUGCACCUGGUACAGAGAAGCCUAUAGAGGUGGAAUUUUCCCAUUUGAGUGAAAACGGACAGGAUAGGAGCCAGAGAACCAACAUUUCUCCAUCCACUGGACUGCGUGUACAGGGUACUAUUGAGUCCAGUCCAAGUAGGCCUCAACAGCACCAGUACCACAGGUUUUCUGUUCGACCUAGCAAGGGUCUAACAGCAGGAGAAACCGCAGCUCUCACAGGCUCAGGGCACGUACACAAGGGAAUGGUGAAAAGCAGAACUUCACCCACGAACCACACUCUGCUCAGCAGAGAAAAGACAGCCACUGAAAUAUCAGGAACGGACUGCUUGUUGUAUGACAGACCUGCAGAACCUAAAACCAGCUUUAUGCACUGGCCCAAACAUCCAUCCUGCUCAUAUACAGAUUCGGACCAGGAUCAAGACUGUAUGCUGGUUCAGACAGAGACUGUAUCAUCUAUUAGAAGCUCCAAAGGUGGAAGGGAUGGAGCAUCAUCUACUCUAACACAUGCUGUAAGAAAUGCAGGAGCAGAAGAUGGGCCUAUAAGAGAAGAGGAAAGGUGGAAUCAAGCUGCCAUUUUGAGGCAAAGCCAAACUGAAGCGGCAGGCCAAAUCAGUAGACCUGAAGUGAUUCAGACAGAGACUGCAAGUAGAACAAACCCUUCAUAUUUCACUGUGAUUCCCCAAAUGAUGUCCAACUUACCUCACCCUGGGGCUUCUCAUGGCAGGCUCCAACUACCAAAGCACAUGGAGAAAGGUAGACGGAAAAGCUACGUUUGUAAGUAUUGUGGAAAGGCGUUCCCUGGGUUGUCCAAUGUUGUGGCCCACCAGCGAGUGCAUACAGGAGAGAGGCCCUUUAAGUGUGAUACGUGUGGGAAGCUUUUCACAGAGGCAGGCAACCUCAAGAAACACCAAAGAGUUCAUACAGGAGAGAAACCCUUCAUCUGUCCCCGCUGUGGGAAACGAUUCGCCUGGAUCUGCAACCUCAAGACCCAUCAGCAGUCGGCCUCUUGUGGAGGAGUCUGAUAUAACAUAUCUGAUGACAAUGCAGGGCUUCCAACUCAUGCCUCUUAUGAACCCAGCAGUCUUCUGAAUGUCAAAGCAAUCAUUUUAAUAUUCAUGGAAUCAUUUACAUAAGAAAGAAAAGAGGCAUAAGAAAUAAAAUUGAAACAUUAAUAGGAAGAUUAAGUUCGGUGGAUUAGCACCGGUUAAAGCAAUUUGUCUUGGUGUUUUAAUGUUGACUGUCCGUGAAUUGUAAUAUUAAAAAUGAGCAGCAGGUGGUGCACGAGCACAUAAAAAUGGAGCGUCCAUUGGCGUUUCCUUUUGUAUUAACCGCACGGUGUAAACGGGUUUUGCAAUACAAAAAGUGUGCUGUUUUUAAGUACUGUAAAUAUUGUUAUUAAAGGUGUUUAAACAUA